Lates calcarifer (barramundi perch) is the source of this 2715-nucleotide messenger RNA. RefSeq names its product solute carrier family 35 member B2 (gene slc35b2). Gene Ontology annotation, biological process: transmembrane transport. The record is from RefSeq and is a predicted model, not a curated record. Gene Ontology annotation, molecular function: 3'-phosphoadenosine 5'-phosphosulfate transmembrane transporter activity. Gene Ontology annotation, cellular component: Golgi membrane; endoplasmic reticulum membrane. Lineage: Eukaryota; Metazoa; Chordata; Actinopteri; Centropomidae.
GGGCGCUGUUUCCGGCAUCCUCUGGUGUUGAGUAAAGAGGAGGGGGCCUUUCCUGCUCAAGUGAACACAUCGGCUAUUGAGGAUAAGUUGAAGACAUAAGAGCUAAAGGCGGCUAGUCCGAAAAAAGGCAACCGCUAAUUAUUAAAACAUCGUCACCUGUCGGGUCCGUGCGGCUUCAUGCUCUGUUCCAGCGGAGGCGUUUGAGUCUGUUGGCGUGUGUGCUGCGCCAGGUGACGGGCCACAGAGUGUGGGAAAAUGCCAUCUUUUUCAUGGAGGGUUUGGUCCGCACUUGUGUUGCUUCUCUUCCCUUCCACUGUGGCUGCAGAAGAGUCAUCACUACUGGAAGGCUGGCAUGAUGUCUGGCUUUUCCGCUUCCUCAUCAACAUGCUGGGAUACUCCACCAUCAUCAUCCCUGGCUACCUCCUCAUUAGCUACUUCAAGCGCACCAAUUACUUAGAAACAGGUAGUGGGAUUUGCUACCCUGUCAUAAGAACCUGCGUAUUUGGCAGUGAGGCCAAAACAGGUCUGUUGGAUGACGUCUCAGUUGCAUCCAGGAAUGAGGGAGAAUCAAGCUCGUCAGUCAAGCAGGCCAUCAAAUUAAUCUUUUGUGCUGCUGGACUCCAGGCAUCAUACCUGACAUGGGGGGUCCUGCAGGAGAGGGUCAUGACUCGUUCCUAUGGAGCCACGACUCCAGAAGAGGAGGGAGAGAAAUUCAAGGACUCUCAGUUCUUGGUCUUCAUGAACCGUAUCCUGGCUCUGACCGUGUCUGGCCUCUGGUGCAUCAUGUUCAAACAGCCACGCCAUGGAGCACCCAUGUACAAGUACUCCUUCGCAUCACUCUCCAACAUCUUGAGCAGCUGGUGCCAGUACGAGGCCCUCAAGUACAUCAGCUUCCCCACCCAAGUCCUGGCCAAGGCCUCCAAAGUCAUUCCCGUCAUGCUCAUGGGUAAGAUCGUCUCCCGCAAGAGCUACGAGUACUGGGAGUACUUCACCGCCGUGCUGAUCUCAGUGGGUGUCAGCAUGUUCCUGCUGUCCAGCACCACUGGCAAGCACCCAUCCACGGUCACCACCUUCAGCGGGGUCGUCAUCCUCAUCGGCUACAUCGUCUUCGACAGCUUCACCUCCAACUGGCAGGACAACCUGUUCAAGUACAAGAUGUCGUCAGUGCAGAUGAUGUUUGGGGUCAACCUGUUCUCCUGCCUCUUCACCGUCGGCUCGCUGCUGGAGCAGGGUGCCUUCUUCGACUCGCUGGCCUUCAUGACGCGUCACUCUGAGUUUGCCUUUCACGCAGUGUUGCUGUCUGUGUGUUCGGCAUGCGGCCAGCUCUUCAUCUUCUACACCAUCAACCAGUUUGGCGCCGCCGUCUUCACCAUCAUUAUGACCCUGCGGCAGGCCAUUGCCAUCCUCCUCUCUUGUUUCCUUUACGGUCACGCUGUCACCUUAGUGGGUGGGUUCGGUGUCGCCGUAGUUUUCCUGGCACUUUUCCUACGGGUGUACGCACGUAGCCGCAUGAAAUCAGGACGACGGUCAGCGCAGCCGCUUGCACAGAAGGUGUAGCACUCCAAAGUCGCACCUAUCUGGGAACUGAGACCACGUUUUCUGUGGUGCUUUUUGUCUAUUUGUGUGUAUCUGUUGGGUCUGUUGUUUUUUUUUACUGUUCUUUUCCAUUGGUUUUUAUUUUUGUUAGCAAUGGUACAGAAAGGGAUUCUGCAGUUUUGACUCUUACACCAAGAUGCCCCCAAGGGGUUCAUGUGAUUUGAGUGCCUGUAAGAUUGUCUAUUACAUGUGUCCCAAACUGCACACUGCCUCUUCAGCUCUUUCGCAGUUUAACAGUAGAAUAUGUUUUCUUAAACUAUAACAUGCAGUAACCUUACACUGGCUUGUUCAGCCAGUGUAAGGUUACUGUGAGCCUGGAACAGGACUUCGAGCUAUAUGGCUAAGCAUUAAUUUUCAAGAUUUUAUGACAAUGUACCUUAUUUAACUGUAUCCCAAAUGUUUGAACGAAACAGUCACCUUCCAUAAAGACAACACUUUCUAUUUGCUAGGUUAUCUUCUCACUCCCAAUAGCCAGACGCUUAUCUCACAGUCCUCCAUGUUGGAGAGCAGAGGCCUUUAUGUGUCUUCGUGUGGGAUUUUAUCUUGUGAAGCUGUAAACAUAGCCUGAACAUAUGGUGCAUACAUUACUGUUUAAGGUAUAUUAACAUGUCCAUAGGCUACCUUUAGUAACAAAGGGUGGUAAACAACAAUUUGUUUAAUAAAGAGCACUACUUACAAGUUGUAUAAUUUCGCUCGAUAUCACUGAACCAGAUGCUGCUGUUGGUACUUUUUGCUCUGCAUUAUUUUGAGAUAUUUUUGUUGUUGUCUUCACAACAUAGAUUUUGGUUAAUAUUUUAAAUUGGGCUAAAAAAACAACAACAUGUAAAUAUAUCUCUUAAAUCAUUGUUUAUUUCCAACCAACUUGUCUGUCGUGUAACUUUUGUAAAAGGACUGCUUCAUGUGUUUCACUGUUUCAUGUGAAUGUUUGGAAAAAUACUGAAUGGAUGUCGAUGAUGCUCAUUGCCGUCACAAGGAUGUGAAGGUACUGUUGGUCCUGGGGGGGUGGGGGUUUGCAGAAGAGAAUGCCUACAAGGGAAAUGCAAUGUUACUGGUAACUUGUUUUUAUCAUUCUACUAUUUCCUCUGGUAACUGGAUUAUUAAUAAAACAUAUUAAAUUAA